AUGAAGGUACCAUUGACGAAAAAUGAAUCAUAUAGUAAAUAUUCAUGGAAAGAAAAAGUAGAACGACAAUUAUCCACUGCAAGAACUAAGUUUGGUGAUGGAGAGUCUGAAGAACCUAUGAGCGAUUACGGUAGUGAUAUUGGAUAUUAUGGUGAGGCAACACUUGGAGAACAGAAGUUUCAAUUACUUUUCGACACUGGUAGCGCAGACUUAUGGGUUCCGCGAAUAAAUUAUAAUCAUGGGAUGAAAACUACCCAUAACACAUUUGACCCAGAUAAAUCACCAACUUUUAAAACUCAUAAUAAAAAAUUUUCAAUUACUUAUGGAAGUGGAAAUACUUCAGGAAUUUCUGCAACUGACACAUUUAAAAUUGCUGGAUUUACCAUCAAAAAUCAAACUUUUGGUAUAUCUGACGUAGUUUCUUCUGACUUCACUGACGGGCCAUUCGAUGGUAUUCUUGGUUUGGCACUUGAUAGCCUAAGCUCAUUACAUGCUAAAACUCCAUUCCAAAAUUUAAUCGAUCACGGUGAUGUUAAAUCUCCUGUAUUUAGUUUCGUACUUGGUAGUUUAAAAGAUGGCACAAAUAGAACAGGCAAUGAGCUCAUUUUUGGUGGAAUUGAUCCCAAAUAUUCCGAUAGUAUCUCUUAUAACAGCCUUGAUACUAGUAACGGGUUCUGGCAAAUUGUCAUGGAUGAUGCUCUUGUGAAUGGAAAGUCACUAGGAUUAGAAGGAAAGUCGGCCAUUAUUGAUACCGGUACAACUCUUGUUAUCGUUCCACCACAAGAUGCCGAACUUGUCCAUAGUUUUAUUCCUGGCGCACAAAAUAGUGAUGGAACAUAUUUAAUUCCAACUGAUACUACAGCUGUAGUAUCUUUAACCUUUGGUGGAGUUACUUAUAAUAUCAAAACAGAACAUUUAGUUGUUGAUGACGCAGGAAAUGGUCUAAGCGUUUCUGGUAUCCAAGGUGGAAGUGUAACUGGAUCUGAUGACGUGUGGUUAGUUGGUGAUGUAUUCCUUAAAAAUGUAUGUAGUGCAUAUGAUGUCAAAAACCGUGCUGUAGGUUUUGCGCCAUUGUAA
Molecule: messenger RNA, 1077 nt
Organism: Dentiscutata erythropus
Lineage: Eukaryota; Fungi; Glomeromycota; Glomeromycetes; Diversisporales; Gigasporaceae
Source: the annotation of a GenBank genome assembly